Annulohypoxylon maeteangense is the source of this 1147-nucleotide messenger RNA. RefSeq names its product class I glutamine amidotransferase-like protein. Gene Ontology annotation, cellular component: nucleus; cytosol. The transcript has 2 exons. The coding region runs from base 241 to 1008 and encodes 255 amino acids. The record is from RefSeq and is a predicted model, not a curated record. NCBI's taxonomy places the organism in Eukaryota, Fungi, Ascomycota, Sordariomycetes, Xylariales, Hypoxylaceae.
AGAAGCCGUUCCAAGUUUAUAUCUUCAUUCUCCAUACUCCUUCCCGCUCAUUGCUCCAUUCUCCAUCGUCCCUCCUCCACACUUUUAUCUUUAGUCCACGUCCACUAGCUUCGAGUGUUUUAGCUUUAUCCACUCUUUGUUUCCUCGACACGUUUCGUUUCUUGAUUUCCUCUAGAACUUAGUGUUCUUUUUAUUCUUUCAUCGACCUAAUCUCUCAUCACCCAUCCUAGACCCGUCACCAUGGGUUCCGAAUAUAUUCCACCAGUCCGUCUCGCCAUCCUCGAGGCUGACACUCCUGUCCCUGGUGUCAAGGCCAAGUUUGGCUCUUAUGGCGGAGUCUUCACACACUUAUUCGAACGGGCAUGCGCAUCGCUGAACCCUCCGCAACCGUUCUCGUCCUUGCUAGAACUGUCAUACCAUGAUGUCGUCAAUGACCUCAAUUCGUACCCAGACCCCAAGACGAUCGAUGCUAUCCUCAUCAGUGGAUCUAAGCACUCUGCUUAUGAGGACGACGAAUGGAUCGUUCGGUUAGUAGAGUACACCCGACAAUGUCUCGAGGGUGGCCGUGUUCGCGUAGUUGGCAUCUGUUUCGGCCACCAGAUUGUCGGCCGUGCCAUGGGAGCCGAAGUCGGCAAGAAUGUUCUGGGCUGGGAGUUGAGUGUUACUGAGCAUGAGCUCACUAACGAAGGCAAGAAGCUAUUCGGGAUAGAAAAGCUGGCUAUUCACCAGAUGCACCGUGAUAUAGUGUUCUCGCUACCACCCGGUGCCGUGCAGCUUGCCCGCACGGAUGUUUGUCCUGUGCAAGCAAUAUACGUGCCGAAACGGGUAAUUACGGUACAAGGACACCCCGAAUUCACUGGCGACAUGGUACGCGAGAUCCUUGAGAUGCGUCGGUAUGGCGGCAUCCUCAGCGAAGACGUUUUCGAGGACGGUAUGCGCCGUGUUAACAACAAGCAUGACGGCGUUGCUGUCGCUCGGGCAUUUUUGCGAUUUUUGCGUGAGUAUUGAAGAAAUACACGAAAGUGCGGAGAUAGAGAGACAGGGGAGACUGAUAUCCACCACACGACAACAUUAUCUCGUAAAACGGCAGGGAGGAAUGUCCUGGAUACGACCACUGUCGUAUAGGGCUGUUUUGUGUUACUCGGUC